AGUCCUUGGGGAUGCAGAGAUGAUGAUAACAAUGUCCUGGCUUCCUGAGGUUCACACCUGGUAGGGGGAGAAGCACUCGUAAUCAGGAUAAGUUCAUGAUGGUGUUGGAAAAGAGCAGUGAGGGCAGACAGGAGGAGGAAAUUGAUAGUGGCAGUGAUUAGUAUAAAAAUGAAGCCCUCAUGGAUUAGGCAUGGCAUGGAUUUCAGCAGGGACUGGGUCGCUCUCUUGGUUCUUCGGUCUGGGAGUGACCCACAUGACUCUCCCACACCGUUGCCAUCACUGCCACUGGGUAGGCAGAGCUUUACAAGUCUCGGCUGGGCUGGUAUUUGCAGUACGUGACUAGACCCCUGUAGACACAGGCUGACACCCAGAGAGGAGCACACGCAAUACAAGUCAGACUUUUAAUUUUUUCCUUUUUUAAUGAAUGGUUUUCCUGAAUUCCAGGACUAUGAAGGUUUUGAAGCAGCACUUCACAAAGGCAGGGACUCUGGAAAAUUCUGAGGGAGUUUCAGAGCAGAUGAACUUCUGUCUGCUUCUCCCUAGGUCCCCGACCUAUCUGUUCUUGUCCCAGCCUAGUUAGAAAGGAAAACUCUCCCUUGAUUUUCCCUAAACGGGUGGAAUAAAGGAAAACUAAAGCUGUUACUACCAGUCUUUUCUGGGAGAUGAAAAUCCAAUCUCAAGGAUGUUUCUUCCUGGACCAAAGCUGUGAUGGGUGAAGAAAAAUGAUAGAAUGAAAAGCUCUUGUCUUAUGUAUUUGCCAGAGAUGUGUGUUACAUGCGCCUACAUCAUCAUUAAGAUAUUUGAAAAGCAGCGUGAACUACAAGAAGUGUGAGCGUGGAUGCUCAAACAGACCUAGGUCAUAAGACUCUCAGUCCAGAGAGGGCCCUGCCCCACACCCAGAAGGAAGGAAUGCUGCCCAGAGAUGACCAGAGGAAUCUAGACAGAGCAUAACCUUCAGUGGCAGGACAAAUCAGGCCAGCACGCAGUCUGCCAAGUCCUGCUCGCUCCCUGUCAGGAAAAACAGCUGGAUCCAUUUCUAAUCAACACUUCCCUACACAACACUUCUGAGUCUCUGAAGGAGACCGGAGCUUGAAACCUUCCAGACUUCCAACAGACAUCGAGUGCAAAAGGAUAUUUAGAUUGUCUUUGCACAAAUCUGGUUGAUUUGAGAGACAAAGGGGGGAGAAAACGAGUGUGACUUUCACCUAAGAAGUCACAUGAACAUAUUUCACAUUUGAACCUACCUAAUGAAUGAUGGUUAUUGAAAUAGCCCAAACCUCUACCACAGAGCGAGGGAUAUAGCUCAAGAGGCAACCAGGCAGACGCAGAACCAAGGAAUGGAUGACUACAAGUAUCGGGACAAUUAUGGGGGCUAUGCUCCCAGUGAUGGCUAUUACCGUGGCAAUGAGUCCAACCCAGAAGAAGAUGCACAGAGUGAUGUCACCGAAGGCCAUGAUGAGGAAGACGAGAUCUAUGAGGGCGAGUACCAGGGUAUCCCUCACCCAGAUGAUGUCAAGGCCAAGCAGGCCAAGAUGGCGCCCUCCAGAAUGGACAGCCUUCGGGGCCAGACAGACCUGAUGGCUGAGAGGCUGGAAGAUGAGGAACAGUUGGCCCACCAGUACGAGACCAUCAUGGAUGAGUGUGGCCAUGGCCGCUUCCAGUGGAUCCUCUUUUUCGUCUUGGGUUUGGCCCUGAUGGCUGAUGGGGUGGAAGUGUUCGUGGUGAGUUUUGCCCUGCCCAGUGCAGAGAAGGACAUGUGUCUGUCCAGUUCCAAAAAAGGAAUGCUAGGGAUGAUAGUCUACUUGGGAAUGAUGGCGGGGGCCUUCAUCCUGGGAGGCCUGGCUGAUAAGCUGGGAAGGAAGCGAGUCCUCAGCAUGUCUCUGGCCGUCAAUGCCUCCUUCGCCUCCCUCUCUUCCUUCGUGCAGGGAUAUGGAGCCUUCCUCUUCUGCCGACUCAUCUCAGGCAUCGGUAUUGGGGGUGCUCUGCCGAUUGUUUUUGCCUAUUUUUCUGAAUUCUUGUCUCGGGAGAAGCGAGGGGAACACCUCAGUUGGCUGGGCAUCUUCUGGAUGACUGGGGGCCUCUACGCAUCUGCCAUGGCCUGGAGCAUCAUCCCACACUAUGGCUGGGGCUUCAGCAUGGGGACCAAUUACCACUUCCAUAGCUGGAGAGUGUUUGUCAUCGUCUGUGCUCUGCCCUGCACCGUGUCCAUGGUGGCCUUGAAGUUCAUGCCAGAGAGCCCAAGGUUUCUGCUAGAGAUGGGCAAACAUGAUGAAGCCUGGAUGAUUCUCAAGCAAGUCCAUGACACCAACAUGAGAGCUAAGGGGACCCCAGAGAAAGUGUUCACGGUUUCCAACAUCAAAACUCCCAAACAAAUGGAUGAAUUCAUUGAGAUCCAAAGUUCAACAGGAACCUGGUACCAGCGCUGGCUGGUCAGAUUCAAGACCAUUUUCAAGCAGGUCUGGGAUAAUGCCCUGUACUGUGUGAUGGGGCCCUACAGAAUGAAUACACUGAUUCUGGCCGUGGUUUGGUUUGCCAUGGCAUUAAGUUACUAUGGACUGACAGUUUGGUUUCCUGAUAUGAUUCGCUAUUUUCAAGAUGAAGAAUACAAGUCUAAAAUGAAGGUAUUUUUUGGUGAGCAUGUGUACGGCGCCACAAUCAACUUCACGAUGGAAAAUCAGAUCCACCAACAUGGGAAACUAGUGAAUGAUAAGUUCACAAGAAUGUACUUUAAACAUGUACUCUUUGAGGACACAUUCUUUGACGAGUGCUAUUUUGAAGAUGUAACAUCAACAGAUACCUACUUCAAAAAUUGUACCAUUGAAUCAACCAUCUUUUACAACACAGACCUCUAUGAGCAUAAGUUCAUCAACUGUCGGUUUAUCAACUCCACCUUCCUGGAGCAGAAGGAGGGCUGCCACAUGGACUUGGAGCAAGAUAAUGACUUCCUGAUUUACCUCGUCAGCUUCCUGGGCAGCCUGUCUGUCUUACCUGGGAACAUCAUUUCUGCCCUGCUCAUGGAUAGAAUCGGAAGGCUCAAGAUGAUUGGUGGCUCCAUGCUAAUCUCUGCAGUCUGCUGCUUCUUCCUGUUUUUUGGCAACAGCGAGUCUGCGAUGAUUGGCUGGCAGUGCCUGUUCUGUGGGACAAGCAUUGCAGCCUGGAAUGCUCUGGAUGUGAUCACAGUGGAGCUGUAUCCCACCAACCAGAGAGCAACAGCCUUUGGCAUUCUCAAUGGAUUAUGCAAAUUUGGCGCCAUCCUGGGAAACACCAUCUUUGCUUCUUUUGUUGGGAUAACCAAAGUGGUCCCCAUCCUUCUGGCUGCUGCUUCUCUGGUUGGGGGUGGCCUGAUUGCCCUUCGACUGCCGGAAACUCGAGAACAGGUCCUGAUGUGAACAACCUAUGGGAAAAGGAAAGGUCGAGAGAAUCUUGUCCAGGACACUAAAAUGCAUCCACACUUCCUGCCUAUCACAGUCUGGAGGACACCUUGAAUAGCACGGGAGGAGAAGUUGACUUUGUGACCCCUAGUUUAGGACCCACUUCAGCUGUCAAUAUGUUUGUAACUCAGGUGACUGAUUUGGGGGUGCCCUGAGCCACCCUUAGAAUCACAGAGCUGCGUGUUUAACUUCAGGUCUUCCCAGUCCAAGGCAGGGAGAGGAUUCUCCAGUGAGUGCACACGCUAUGCGAGGAGUAAGCAUUUCUCUAAGUCAAGUGCAAGGACUUACUUGCAUUUCAAAAGGAAUUAGAGGGUAAGAAACACCCAAGCUCCUCCAGAAAGCUGCUUGGAGCCCAACAACUUAACAAGUCAACUUGGCUGGAAGUUAGAGUCAUUAUAUGAAGAUUGGGCUUGAAGUACAGGAUACAUAUAUUUUUGCAUUUAAAAGUAUCACCUAUCAUAUUUUCCACUCGAAAAUUGACAUAGUAGCAUUGAGGAUACUCUCAUCUAGAAAGCCAAAUAUUUGAGCAACAUCUGUAGAGAUCUACUUUUCUCCUAUGUCUCCUAGGCUUUCCAUGGUAAUUAGGUGAUACAUUUAAGAAGGAUAUUUAUUUCUGUUUUGCUCUAUUCAAAGAAACGGAAUGGGAUAGUUAUUCUGUAAACUAAGUUUGUAUAUAACUUUAUUUGGGUUUAAUUUCCACAACUGGUAUCUGCAAAUAUUACCAGCAUUUUAGCCAUAUUUUGGGAGAACUUGGUGUUUGAGGUCCCAGGAAAUGAGGUCUGAUCAAAUGAAAUGCAAGCACAAUUUCUUACAGCCAUUUAACUUUCUGUUAGCACAAUUUCUUACAGCCAUUUAACUUUCUGUUGGGAGGAUGCACUUAACAAACUCACACUGUGCAGUCCACUUAAUCCAGGCACUUUUCUUUGUGCAGGUGUAGUGAGUAGUUACUUCUCUCUCUUACACAGAUGACUUGUGAAACUCAAGCUCGCCAUCUUCAGUGCUGGCAUUUUACUUUGCCACUACCCAAAAACAACGUGAGAUGUGUUCGGUGGCUUCUGGUACUCUUUGUAGGCAAGAAUCAAACAACAUGGGGACUGAGGGAGGGAUGGGGAAGUGUAGCCACAGUUCUUCCAAAUGUAAAUACUUUUUGUUUGUUCUAGUGGUAAAAUGCAAAUGCAAUCCAUAUUUGUUAGGAUGGUCAGGUCUCAUGAGAAAUCUAUGCUAUGUGUCCAGGGCUUUUGAAACAGAGUCCGUUGGAGUGGGAGUUAGGGAGUGUAGUGGAUGCCAAAUAUGUUUUUCUUCAGUGCUUACGAGAACUGUUUCCUGAAGUCCAGCUUUGAACAUAAACAGGGGUGUGGGUUGGGGGAGGAGCCUAAGACAAACCUCUCUGACGAAGGUCAGCAAUAGACUGAAGUCUUGACUGCGUGGAAGAGGAACAACAUCAGAACUGUCUGACAAUGGAGGGGACAGUGAGCUAUGCACAACCACCAGCGGAGGUGAACUUGAACCUGCCCAGGCCGGAUGAACAUCAGCCUGCAAGAACUAGUUCUUUGAGUUGAUUUGCAGUGCUCUCAAUGGGCAGGUGCCAUAUUUUCCCUGGCAGAG
This is a messenger RNA of Pongo pygmaeus (Bornean orangutan), 5036 nucleotides long. RefSeq names its product synaptic vesicle glycoprotein 2B (gene SV2B). The coding region runs from base 1338 to 3389 and encodes 683 amino acids. The transcript has 14 exons. Gene Ontology annotation, cellular component: neuron projection; synaptic vesicle membrane. The record is from RefSeq and is a predicted model, not a curated record. Lineage: Eukaryota; Metazoa; Chordata; Mammalia; Primates; Hominidae. Gene Ontology annotation, biological process: chemical synaptic transmission; transmembrane transport. Gene Ontology annotation, molecular function: transmembrane transporter activity.